AUGGAUGGUGCAACUGUAGGCGGCACGGACCGAGUAUAUCCUAUUCGGUCAAUCAUUUCCUUCAACCCCGCUGCUACGGAUCCCAAUCAGCAAGGUAUACCGAAUGAAAUCCGUUCGCCGCGAAGUGGUGCUCGCUCUUAUUCAAUCAUCGACGCCGAUACCUGGGACCAAUUGAGUUCGCAGCCCACUAGUUCGCCGCAUACCAACCCUUCUCCUAAUGCGCCUGUUCAUACGCCCGAGUCGACCGAUCGGCUCUCGCAGCAGCAAUCUCCUAACGUCUUCUCACCGGCCUCGAGCGCUGCCGAGCGAGACGCUCCGCCGGACGAAAGCUCCACGUACAGGAAGGUGGCACCGGAAGAGGGCCAUGCGAGCCUUGUUACUUCGCGAUUCCAGCACGUGGUUACGGCGGCGGGUCAUGCUGUCAUCACAGGCAAUACACCUGAUUCCUUUCGGGCCUGUGAAGACGAACCAAUCCACAUCCCGGGCGCCGUGCAAACCUUUGGCGUCAUGCUCGUUUUGCGCGAGACACCCGAGGGUUCUUUAGCGGUCCAUGUAGCGAGUGAGAACUCAGAAGCUAUUCUGGGUCACUCGCCAAGCAACCUUUUUGCGCUGGAGAGUUUCACUGACCUCCUGCAAGAUGAUCAGACCGACAUCCUCCUCGAUCACAUUGACUUCAUUCGAGACGAUGGAUAUGAUCCCGUUAGUGAUGGCCCGGAGGUUUUCAUUCUGGCUGUCAAAGACCGAUUCGGGCGGCCUCGGCGCUUUUGGUGUGCCAUUCAUGUUAAUACCGCUCACCGGGAUGUGAUCAUUUGUGAGUUCGAAUUGGAAGACGACCGCAUCAAUCCUCUCAACGUUGCUGGACGCACGACACCUACAUCCCCGACAGUGACUCUGGGCUUUGAGCCAACCCCAGAUCAAUUAGCAAGCAGCACUGUGAACAUUAGCCAGCCGUUACGAGUGCUUCGGAAUGCACGCAGAAGGAGGGGUGAAGCAGCCGCCAUGGAGGUGUUCAGUAUUGUUAGUCAGAUCCAGGAUCAGCUUGGUGAUGCCCAAAAUAUGGACGCCUUGCUCAACAUCACGAUUGGCAUAGUUAAAGAGUUGACUGGAUUUCACCGCGUGAUGAUAUAUCAGUUUGAUAGUGAGGCCAACGGAGAUGUGGUGGCAGAAUUAGUCGACACAAGAAUGACCAAGGACUUGUAUAAGGGAUUACAUUUCCCGUCAACGGAUAUCCCAAAGCAAGCCCGCGACUUGUAUCGUCUCAACAAAGUGCGCAUACUCUACGACCGUGACCAGAUGAGCUCACGGUUGGUGUGUCGAGGCAUCGAGGAUCUCAAGACACCUCUGGACAUGACACAUGCCUACUUGCGUGCAAUGUCGCCUAUCCACAUCAAGUACUUGGCGAACAUGGGGGUCCGUGCGUCCAUGUCGAUCAGUAUCAACAACACGCAUGAUCUUUGGGGUCUGAUCUCCUGUCACUCCUAUGGAGACACCGGCAUGAGGGUACCUUUCCCAAUUCGGAAAAUGUGUCGGUUGAUCGGCGAUACACUCUCACGGAACAUUGAGCGUCUCUCUUACGCAUCACGUCUUCAGGCUCGCAAGCUUCUCAACACUAUUCCUACGGAUGCCAACCCCUCGGGUUAUAUAAUUGCCUCAUCGGAUGACUUGCUGAAGCUUUUUGAUGCGGACUAUGGCGCAUUGUCAAUUAGAGGGGAGACUAAAAUCCUCGGGAAGUCAACCGAGUCACAAGAGAUGCUGGCUUUGUUGGAGUUUCUCAAGAUCCGCCAGCUCAAUUCCGUCGUUGCGUCGCAUCACGUGAAGAAGGAUUUUCCAGACCUGCGUUAUCCGCCGGGCUUCAAGGAGAUCUCGGGCAUGUUAUAUGUGCCUCUAUCGGCCGAUGGCAAGGACUUUAUAGUCUUCUUCCGGAAGGGCGAGCUGACGCAGAUCAAAUGGGGUGGCAAUCCUUAUACGAAACUUCUGCAGAAUGGUCACCUCGAGCCUCGCGCAAGUUUCCAGGUGUGGACUGAGACAGUGAUGGACCGGGCUCGUGAAUGGUCCGAAUCGGAAGUAGAGACUGCAGCCGUCUUAUGCCUGGUCUAUGGCAAGUUCAUUAAAGUGUGGAGACAACAAGAGGCUGCUCUGGAAGGUUCGCAGUUGACGAAGCUGCUUCUGGCCAAUUCGGCCCAUGAAGUCCGAACUCCGCUGAAUGCCAUUGUCAAUUAUCUGGAAAUUGCUCUAGAAGGUGCCUUGGACACGGAGACUCGCGACAAUCUUACUAAAUCAUACUCCGCCUCCAAAUCAUUGAUAUAUGUCAUCAACGACCUAUUGGACCUGACCAACACCGAAAAGGGACACAAUCUGAUUAAAGAUGAACCCUUUGAUCUGCCCUUGUGUUUCAAGGAAGCGACCGCCAUGUUUUCCGGCGAGGCGCACCGGAAAGGAAUUGAGUAUACUGUUCACGCCCAUCCCGGUCUCCCAAAGACCGUUUUGGGCGAUGAACGGCGCGUUCGGCAAGCAAUUUCAAAUCUAAUCUCGAAUGCCAUUCAGCAUACAUCUACGGGUGGCGUCACUGUCGAAAUGUGGCGGGCUCCUGGCAAUCCGGAGCCUGGGUUUGCAACCAUACACAUGACAGUGCUUGAUACGGGGACUGGAAUGUCUGACGCUAUGCUGGAGACGAUGUUCCAGGAACUGGAGCAGCAUACCGAGGUUGAACGCGGGAAAGGUGUCCUCGGACUGGGGCUCGCUUUGGUGUCUCGCAUCGUACGGAAUACCCACGGUCAGCUCACGGUGCGGUCGGAGGAGGGCAAGGGUAGCCGCUUCCAGAUCUCGCUACAGUUUUCUACUCCAGACGAUACGGGUUCCGACCAACCCGAAACCCCACAGCCGUCCACGCAGGAGGGUGAUGCCACUCCUUUUGAGGCCAAGGAAGAGUUUAUUUUAGUCGACAGCAGCUCGUCUGCACCAAGUGAUGGAUGGCGACGUAGUGGUAGCCAUCGCGGCACGAUUAGCCCGUCUGCAGAUGAACUGGACGCCAAACUGGUAGCAGAGGAUUCUAUUGAUCGUACGAAAGACGAAGCUGCUGGUCUGCUUCCCUCUUCAGAUCGCCGAAAACUCGUCACGCUGCCUUCAACCCCUGAAAGGUUGGAUGAUGUCACACGUGCCUUGCAGCAGAACGUGCAGAAUCUCGCCAUAUCCGACAAACCAGCAAUUACUAGUGCAGGCCCUGCAGGACCCGCUCCAACGAGUGCUCCCCCUGCCGAAUCAGACGCCAAAGCCCCACCUGGCAAGUACCGCGUUCUUGUGGCUGAAGACGACCCUAUCAAUGGCAAGAUUGUACAGAAGAGGCUUGGAAAGCUAGGCCACACCGUUCAACUGACAGUAAACGGCGAAGAAUGCGCAGCUGCAUACCGGGCCGAUUCUGCGCAAUUUGACGUCGUCUUGAUGGACAUCCAGAUGCCGAUCGUGGAUGGUAUCAACUCGACCAAGAUGAUCCGCGAAUUUGAGACUUCGUCUGAUUCGACCGCGCUCUCUUCGGUCGCAAAGUUGAACAAUCGGAUCCCUAUAUUUGCAGUUUCUGCUUCUCUUCUAGAGAAGGACAUGUCCUUAUAUGUCGAUGCAGGCUUCGACGGGUGGGUCAUGAAGCCCAUCAACUUCAACCGGCUCAAUGUCCUUUUGGAAGGCCUCCAAACGGGGGAUACAAGAAAUUCUGCCACGUAUCAUCCUGGCUGUGACUGGGAACAAGGCGGCUGGUUCACGCCUAUUCCUGAAGAAAAGCAGUAG
Molecule: messenger RNA, 3777 nt
Organism: Aspergillus niger
Lineage: Eukaryota; Fungi; Ascomycota; Eurotiomycetes; Eurotiales; Aspergillaceae
Exons: 3
Coding region: 1-3777 (1258 amino acids)
Biological process (GO): regulation of DNA-templated transcription; detection of visible light; phosphorelay signal transduction system
Molecular function (GO): protein binding; phosphorelay sensor kinase activity
Source: RefSeq, a predicted model, not a curated record